UUCAGUAUCCUAGCUGCAGAUUGAGUUCUUACACACCUGUUUCGACCAUUUGAUUUAAUACACGUACUUCAUAAUGGGGGAUGAACAAAUCUUGCCGUAUCCAUACGAAUUUUAUAAUAUAAGUGAUGAAGAAAAGAGUAUUAACGAGAAAUUGCAUGCUUACCCAUAUGAAUUUUUGCGCGUCGGUCCCAAAGGUUAUCUCGUCUCCAAAAUUUUCAAAACGGAUGCUGCUAAUAUCUACAACCUGCCUUUAAGGUCGAACGACAUAUUUGUCACCAGUUAUCAGCGAUCAGGAACAACAUGGACUCAAGAAUUGGUGUGGUUGCUGGCAAGUGACCUAAAUUAUGAGAAGGCUCUGUCUACUCCACUCAUCGAAAGAUAUUCAUUUCUGGAAAUGUUCAUGAAUGUACCAGACACAGGAAUAGAUGGUUUCAUGAAGGCAUUAAGCCAGAAUAGUGAAAAUUUCAAUAAGGAAGAUAUGCUGAAAAUGAUUAAAUGGCUCGGUUCUCCGAUAACGAGUGACCUAGCUACUAGACCGUCACCUCGCUUUAUAAAGUCCCACCUUCCUAUGUCCCUACUGCCACGAAAUCCUUUAGAUACAGCAAAAAUGGUGUACAUCGCGCGAGAUCCAAGAGACGUGGCCGUAUCAUACUACCAUCACACCAGACUUUUCAUGCAUACUGGUUUUAAAGGAACGUUUAAGGAGUUUUGGCACUUAUUCCAUGGGAAUUUAAUGAAGAUGACUCCAUACUUCGAGCACGUCAAAGAAGCUUGGGAGAAGAGACAUGAUCCGAACAUGCUGUUCCUGUUCUAUGAAGAUUUGUCAAAGGACUUACCUGCUGCUGUACAACGCGUGGCGGACUUCCUCGGUAAAAAGUUGGAUGACAAACAAAAAACAACUCUCUGUGACCACUUGAGUAUAGAAAACUUUAAGAAAAAUAAAGCGGUCAACUGUGACGAACUCAGGGUACUUGGAAUGUUCGCCAAGGAUGAAGAAUUUAUUAGAAAAGGUAAGGCUGGAGGCUGGCCCGACUACUUCGACGAGGAGAUGACACAAGAAGCUGAUAAAUGGAUCGCGGAUAACUUGAACGAUACUGACCUACGCUUCCCUACUGUUAAAUAAAUAUACAUACAUACAUAACCUCACGCCUGUCUCCCAUGGGGGUAGGCAGAGACAAUGGAACGCCAAUUGCCACGGUUCUUACACACUUCUUUCGCUUCAUCAACAGUCAUCAGUCUUUUCAUGCAUGCUCGUCGGUUAAAGGUACUUUUAAUUUGGCCCUUUUUAAUAUAUCGCCAAUCUGGUCGCUAUAUGUCCGUCUGGGGCGCCCUCUACCGACGGUCCCACUCAUAUUUGCCUUGUAUACUUCUUUCGUAAAUCUGUUUUCAUCCAUCCUUUCUACAUGUCCAAACCAUCGUAACAUUUCCUUUUCAAUCCUUGUCACUACAUCGUCUUUCAAAUAAAUAUGUGUAUUAUAAUAUAUGGAUAUUAUACUGGUGAUAAUGAAACUUAAACUUAUAAAGUAAUUUAUAUUUGUGUUUAACUGUAAACUAAUAAUAAUAAGUACUCACUUA
Molecule: messenger RNA, 1575 nt
Organism: Spodoptera frugiperda (fall armyworm)
Lineage: Eukaryota; Metazoa; Arthropoda; Insecta; Lepidoptera; Noctuidae
Product: sulfotransferase 1B1-like
Exons: 7
Coding region: 74-1123 (349 amino acids)
Biological process (GO): sulfation
Cellular component (GO): cytoplasm
Molecular function (GO): sulfotransferase activity
Source: RefSeq, a predicted model, not a curated record